GUUGGACUAGCUGUAGCAUUUUGAUUCCGAGAGAUCUACGGGAAAUGAGUCGAUAUGGAUGCUUCAUAUUCCGAUGAGUAUGACAGUGAGCUAUAUGCCGAUAUCCAACGGUAUUUAGGAGAAUUCCAACUUAAUGUACUGCCAGAACGAUCUAGUUCCCCGGCAGAAGCUGCUGCAGCAGCACAGGCUGCCAUCGCGACCGCAAACGCCCCCUCCUCUUCAUUCAUUACCGUGUUCAGAAAGAAAUCGUUGGAAGAGCUCAAGAUUCUGACUCAGCCCCGAAGUAUGAACAUUUACGAACACAAUCUAGAAACCCCAGAAUUAGAUCGAUCAGAUCCUACCAAGUCAAAGAGUAGUUGUGGAAGGUGUCGACAGCUUAAAAAGAAGUGCAGCAGAGAGCUUCCGGAAUGCAGCAGCUGUCAGAGUUCUGAUAAACUUUGUGUAUACAUUCCAAGGAAAGGUACGAGUCUGAAAUCAAGAGAAACCUCACCAUCCAAUUCCAUAUCUGCCUCACCAACAUCUCCAACUAAGAGCAACAGUACUGCGAUCAAAAGAUCAAGCUCAACAUCAUCCCAAUCAAAAAAACAGAGGUCUGAUUCCAUGUCAAAUUCUUGUACUUCAUCUACCACGUCGUCCCCAACAUCUAUUCAUCCUUCAACUCAUCGACUUUCUACUUCAAGUUAUUCAAGUUUAAACUUGAAAAGUUUGAACAACCCUAUCCCUCAGUUGCCUCGUGUACAACGGAAUUCUGUCUCGAUACCAAUGAUGCCAAUACUAUCAACAUUUUCAAUGCCAUCUUCAUCCUCUUCUACAGUAUCUGCGUUGCCCACUCUGUCCUCGUCGCCGUCGUCAUUGUCCUCGAAUUCAGCGUCAUUUUCGUCUACAUCCUCGAUGCUGUCUGCAUUCCAUUUCCCACCACUAGAAAAUGUGGUUCAUUUACCGCCCAUUGAAGAUCUCAUUCAAGGAAUUCCCUCCAGGCCUGGUGCCCAGAGAAACCGAUACUCGAUGCCUAAUAUUCUCGAGAAGCCAUCAUCGUAUAUAAAACGUGAUAUAUAA
Messenger RNA from [Candida] anglica, 1056 nucleotides. NCBI's taxonomy places the organism in Eukaryota, Fungi, Ascomycota, Pichiomycetes, Serinales, Debaryomycetaceae. The record is from the annotation of a GenBank genome assembly.